CGUUUUCCGAGACACUCCUCAGCUGUGUGCCCACAUUCCGAGCCUGCCACAGAGGGACCUCCAGUCUCAGCACCAUGGACCAACGUGCCAUUCUUCUUCUCUGCCUUAUCUUUCUGACUCUGAGUGGGACUCAAGGAAUACCUCUCUCUAGAACUACACGCUGUACCUGCAUCAAAAUUAGUAAUCAACCUGUUAAUCCGAAGUUCUUAGAAAAACUUGAAAUGAUUCCUGCAAGUCUAUCUUGCCCUCAUGUUGAGAUCAUUGUCACAAUGAAAAAAAGUGGGGAGAAGAGAUGUCUCAAUCCAGAGUCUAAGAACGUCAAGAAUAUAUUGAAAGCCAUCAGAAAGGAAAGGUCUACAAUGUCUCCUCGGAAGCAGAGAGAAGCAUGAUAACUGUACUGCUGACAAGGAUGGACCAGACAGAGGCUGCCUCUGCCAUCACUUCCCUAUGUAGGGUGUAUGUCAAGCCCUAAUUGUCCCUGGUUUACAGUUCUCUGAAAACGUGACCAACCAUAGUCACCAGAUAAGCUGCUACUUCCUACUGAUGUAUGUAUGAAGAUGGAUGGUUCAUCAUCCUGAACUCUUUCAGUAAUGACUCUGCUCUGGCAUUAUACUGUAAGCUAUGCCGAGGUGCUACAUUUUUUAGUGAAUGUACCAAGUCCUAGCUCUUCUACCGACACUUUCUCACUUUCCUAUCUUCUAAGGGUUAUUUUUCAGUCUCUUGGCUUAUCAGAGUUCUCAGAAUCUCAAAUAACAAAGAGGUAUGCAAUCAAAGCAAUGAUAUAACCUGCUUCUUUCAGAAACUUAACUCCAUGGACUUCUACUGCCAUUCUCUCAGGGGUCACAUUUUGACAUUGGUUGUAUACACACAAUUCUAAAUAUAUACAGGAAGCUAGAAUUGUCUGGAAAUGUAUAUGUAAAUACUAUUUAAUGAAAAACUAUACAAAACAGUAGAAUUUUUAGAUGUAUAUGUUUCUCAUAUUUUUUUAGUGUUUAUGGACUAACUUGUAUACUAUGUACUACACAUGAAUGAAUAGUGGGAAAAGUAUGUGCUGGAAGGUUUUCAAAUAAAAACGAUGUGCUUGCCUGAGAAUAUUAAGAAAGAUUAUCUGACUGCUGAGAGGCCAAAACCAUAAUAAAGUAACUGUAACUAA
Molecule: messenger RNA, 1153 nt
Organism: Loxodonta africana (African savanna elephant)
Lineage: Eukaryota; Metazoa; Chordata; Mammalia; Proboscidea; Elephantidae
Gene: CXCL10
Product: C-X-C motif chemokine ligand 10
Exons: 4
Coding region: 75-389 (104 amino acids)
Biological process (GO): chemotaxis; defense response; immune response
Cellular component (GO): extracellular region
Molecular function (GO): chemokine activity
Source: RefSeq, a predicted model, not a curated record